AGCCACGCCCACUUCACAUUUUUUUUUCCGGAGUUGUAGGAGUAGGAACCGCAGCUCAGCGGCUGGUAAUUUCGCCUAUCAAUCACUGAAUGUUAAUACUGAUAGGUUGAUCUGCACAGUUGGCGUGAAUACUGCAGAAAGAUUGAGUGCCGCUGUCUGGCCACAGAGGUUAGGUACAUUAUUGAACUAUGUAAGUUGUCAGAGAGAAGUGUACAGAGAAAAUGCGACUUUUAUGGAUAAUAUGCGUUUUGACUGGGUCGCUGCCCGCCUAUGAAAGCAAAUCUGUAACCGGGCUGUUUAGCAGUAGCAAUGCAAUGGGAAGUGGUGGACAGCGUAUUGUAAAAUUUAUAUUUCAUGGUAAGAACGCUUUAAUAUCCUGCCAGAUCGACAAUGUGACAUUGGCUGUCAGAGAAGCAGGAGCAUUGUAUUUGUUCCUAGAACAGGAAUGGUCAGCUGUACAAGAAAGCCAAGAUGUUAGCUGUUCUGAGAAGCUUUCAAAAGCUCACAUAAGAAUUCCACUGAUGGAAUCUGAAGUGAACCACACCAUGCCGUAUUUUCAGUAUCCUCAAACUUGGCACGUAAUUUAUGCCGAUAAGCAUACCUGUGCAGAAAAAGAUGAAAAAUUGGAAAAUAAAGUUAUUAAAUUCAGCCUUACUUUGCUGAAUCCUGAUUUGGCAGGAAAUCCACUGGAUCAUUUUAGUGGAGAAGAAUCUGGUUUAAAUGAUUUUUAUUUCCUGCUUGUUUUGGCUUAUUUUAUAGCCGCUUGCAUAUACAUUCAGCCACUGUGGCAGGCCAUUCAAAAAAGUGGACCCAUGCAUACUGUUCUGAGAGUUUUGUCAACUUCACUGCUGCUACAAGUUGCUGCAGCUUUCACAAACUAUCUUCAUCUCUCCAGGUAUUCAGGAGAUGGCAUAGGAAUUCCUUUUAUGGGAAGCCUUGCAGAAUUGUGUGAUAUGAUCUCCCAGAUUCAGAUGUUAUACCUUCUGCUGAGUCUCUGCAUGGGUUGGGCACUUAGUAGACUAAAGAGAGCUCAUGGCAAACCUCUACAGUGGGACUCCACUCCAGCCUCCACGGGCAUUGCAGUAGCCGCUGUCAUUACCCAGGGAAUAUUGCUUCUCUGGGAACAGUUUGAAGAUACCAAUCACCAUAGUUACCAUGUGCACCGCAGCACUGCUGGAAUCCUUCUGAUUGUUCUGAGGGUCAUCUUAGUCAUGCUGUUAGCAGCCACUCUUUACCAGAUCAUUACUGUAGAACGAAGCACAAUCAAAAGGGAUUUCUACAUCGAUUUUGCCAAAGGAUGCUUUUUGUGGUUCCUGUGCCAUCCAGUACUUGUAGCAGUUUCAGUUGUGUUUAGACAGCAUCAACAAGAAAAGCUUAUCACCAUUGGGGUUAUCCUGUGCCAAUCUAUCUCAAUGAUUAUCUUGUACAGACUUUUUCUAUCUCGCAGCCUCUACUGGGAAGUUUCAUCACUCUCAUCAGUAACAUUACCACUGACCAUGUCUUCUGGAUACAAGAGUCGAAAUUAUUCUUGAUGUUUGUGUUUAAAAGACUUCUUAAAAAUAUGAGGGUGUCCAAUGAAGACCACUGGUACAGCUAAUGUACUGUUUAACUGACCGCACAUCAGGAGUCCAUGGCAACCUUCUCAUUAACCAUAUAAUAUAUGGAUUAAGCGUUAUUGCCUCAUGUAGGACAGAAAGUUCAGUGUAUGGAAAAUUAUUUAAGAAAAUCUAAUUCACAUUUAUGAUGCGUGUCUUGCAACAUAUCACUUUCACCGUAUAUAGAGGUGAACAAUAGCAUUUAUUUAUAUUUGUUGACAUUGACUGGAUUUAAGGCCUUGUGGAAGAACUCACUAAAAAAAUUAAUCUGACUCAUGACAUACCACUCAAUGGUGGUCUGCCCCUUCCAUGGUAAAAAGGUUACAAAAAAAGCGGCCAGAUGCACUCAGUACCAUCUCAAGAGCCAUUUAUGUGUUUGUGGAUCUGUGUGGGCCAUUUAUUGGAAGUUAAUGUGGUGCUAGCUCCACGUGGUAGCACUGACAUCAGAUGGUGUACUUAAGGAACCUCAAGGUUUAUUAAAUUAGAGAUGCUGCACCAUGAGCAGUAGCUUUACGUCUGCAACAUUUUAGAGAAAAAUAAUGGAUUUCUGCAACACUGUCACCAGUUUGUCAGUUUGCCAUGCGGAUAUAUAUAUAUAUAUAUAUAUAUAUAUAUAUAUACAUUUUUUUUUUUUUUUUUGCAAGUGUUAUGUUCUGUAUGUAUUUCUUGGAACAGUGCCACACAUGGUGAAAAUAUUAGAAGUCUUGGACAGGAUUUCUGCUAUCCGCAGCACAUUGUGUAUGGUUAUAUAGGCAGUAAUCUGUGGCAUGCUGCUUGUAAGUCAAGAAGUAGGUUUCUCGCUAGACUACUAAUUUUCAGAUACCAGAAGGCAUUCUUGUUUUGCCUACAACUUCUGUUGGUUGUUUCACCAGUGCUUCUAACUGUAGAGUUUCAGACUGAUCCUGUUUUCCAUCUCUUAACACUUGCUUGUUUGUUCCACAGUCCGUACUGUGUUUAAGUAAACCAUACCAUUUUUUGGCCACUGUUGUUAUACUGCACUUCAUCUAUGUCAUUUUCCUCAUGUACUGUUCUGUACUGGUAGAACAAAUGCUUUCUUUAUUUUAAUUUGAUUGAUUUUGUGCUGUAAAACUCAGUACUUUUAAACAAAACUGGAUUUCCAUUCCAUUGUUUAUAAUCCCACUAUGAAAUUGUAACAGUGGGAUGGAAAAUGUAUCCCAAAUAAGUUACCUUUAGGUAAGUGGAAUGUACUCUUUAGUAGGUUUGUCUAGUUACAUCCAGAAGAUUCCAAUUUCAGUACUACAUUCAUUUUGCAGAAAAAAUAAAGCUACAACAAAACCUUU
Protopterus annectens (West African lungfish) is the source of this 2896-nucleotide messenger RNA. RefSeq names its product G protein-coupled receptor 180 (gene GPR180). Bases 222 to 1532 code for a protein of 436 amino acids. Lineage: Eukaryota; Metazoa; Chordata; Ceratodontiformes; Protopteridae. The transcript has 9 exons. Gene Ontology annotation, biological process: response to pheromone; G protein-coupled receptor signaling pathway. The record is from RefSeq and is a predicted model, not a curated record.